GUACAGAAGGAAAAGGAGUGGCCUUCUGCUGAUAGUCGCUCUCUCUACCGGAGUAAAGUCUUCUCUCAGUGGCAGCUUACAGGAGGGAAAACAAAACCAGAAGUUUUGAGAUACAGAGAGGAGAAAGAAACAAGUCUUCAAACCACAUUUCCUCCCAGGCUGUAUGUGGGUUUUAUACAGUCAUGGCGUCAGCAGUUCCAUCAAAAAGGAUGGUGUCUUCGUUUUUCAUCACUCUGGCGUCUCCUCACAAAGCUACCGUGACACAGCAGCAGCAGCAGCCCGUCCUCCAGGCUCACAGCGCCCCGGCCGGAGACAAGCAGCACGCCGCUGUACGAGUCAGCCCAAGUGACAGCAUCCCCGCCGCCGUCAGACAUAAGAGAGAGGACCGCUCACAGUCUGAGUCUUAUGGCAGUGUAGACAGCAAAGGCCAGACUCGUACGGGGACCUCGGCCCGAACUUCAGACCCUCAGAGCCCAAAACCUGUCCAAACUUCAGACCCUCAGAGCCCAAAACCUGUCCAACCUGGACCCGGCAGAGGAAAGCUGCAAGAGGACGACAGAGGUGAUGCAGCUCUUCCCUCUCCUCCUCCUCCUCCUCCUGCUGCACUGCCUUCAUCUCUGGGAACGUCGCUCUCUGACGAAUCAGCACUUCCACCACCUCCUCCUGCCCAGACGCCUCUCUCCCGCCCUCUGACCUCAGGCAAGCAGCCAGUUUACAACAGAGAGGUGGAAACAAGUACACCAUCUAGUGGGUUAAAACAAGAUGAACUAUCCCACGGGAUCCAUAAAAAUGGCCAAGACGCGAGCAGGGAGAGUAGAGAUGUGUGUGGCUUCUGUCGGAAGCCCGUGGCUCUUUCUGAACCUGCAAUAGAGGCCUUAAACAGGACGUACCAUGACGGUUGCUUCCAGUGUCGAUCUUGUCACAAUCCCCUGGCUGGUAAACAGUAUUACAACAAGGCAGGAAUCCCACUCUGUGAAGACUGCUACCAGGCCAGCCUGGAGCUUUGCUGGGCGUGUGGGGACGCUAUCACAGAUCAUGUGAUCCGUGCACUGGAACGAGCGUACCACCCCACUUGUUUCACCUGUGCGACGUGUAAGAAGCAAAUCGGAGAGCAAGCUUUUGCUCAGGGAGAAGUUGGAGAAGUUUAUUGCCUCCAGGAUUAUUACAGGAAGUAUGCUCCAAAGUGCAACGCCUGCAAAAAGCUAAUCAUUCCAAAAGAAGAUGGUACCGACAGCUAUAAUGUUAAAUGCAUGGGACACUCCUACCAUGAGAACUGCUACAGAUGUGAGGUCUGUGUCAUCCAGCUCUCUCCUGAACCAAAUGAGCACGGCUGCUACCCUUUGGAUGGGAAGAUGCUCUGCAAAUCUUGCCAUCUGAAGCUGGUUUCUGGCGAGCACUAACACUGGACUAACAGCCCGGGAUAAACUGCAACUGGUGGAAAAGUCCAAGUUCAAAGAGAUGGGACACGUUGCAUGUGCAUUUAAGACUCUGGCAUUACAAAUGUCACACAUCUUUUUCCAAUAGAACAAUAAUGAAAUAUGGCAUUUUUUUUUCAAUAUAUCAUGCUUUCUAAAGAUCCUCCUUUUCUACUUUUCUACUUGAUAAUUUUGCACUCAAUAAACUACAAAAAUGCACCAAAUAUAUUUAUGCAACAGCCUUUGCAAUAACAUAUGGCAAACAUUAUUUGAAUUUUUGUACAUCUCAAUCAGUAUACUGUUUCGCAAUCACAUUAAUCUUUUAUAAAAAAAAAAAAACGUUAUAUAAAAAAGUGUCUAUAUAAAACUAAACUAAUAUAUUUUAUCUUGAGGCAGGCUCCAACAUUACACUUGUUAAAUUUACACAUACAUUAUCAAAUGAGUAUUACGAUGUGAAUAAAAAGAUUACAGAGCACAAUAGUACAUCCUCAAGCGCUCAUUACGGACCAAAACUAGAAGGUGCUCAUGAUGUGAUUACAUUCACUUUUUUUUUUACCACACAAACAUCUUUACUGGACCACAGAGCCUGUAUUGCCUUUUUUGCCUCAACAAUAGAACUAUUCACAUUGACUUCACAUUACAAUAUUAAAGUCUCAUUCAGAUCCCAGCCAAAUUAUUUUUUAUUAUUUAUGUUCUGUAUCUCAAAAUGACAUGUUUGUGGAAUUAUAUUUCUUUGUAUCAAAAACAUUUAUUAAAACAUUUUCUGGAAAACUAA
Molecule: messenger RNA, 2190 nt
Organism: Sebastes umbrosus (honeycomb rockfish)
Lineage: Eukaryota; Metazoa; Chordata; Actinopteri; Perciformes; Sebastidae
Gene: fblim1
Product: filamin binding LIM protein 1
Exons: 8
Coding region: 183-1400 (405 amino acids)
Biological process (GO): cell-cell adhesion
Cellular component (GO): focal adhesion; stress fiber
Molecular function (GO): filamin binding
Source: RefSeq, a predicted model, not a curated record